AUGUGGACCAACAAGAACAUCUCGAGCCUGCAGAAGACAUACGACGAGAGCUACCUGAAGUGCUCGACAGCGGUAUAUUAUGAGGGCCAGGGUGACGAGAAGGAGGCGAUGCUAUGUUGGAGGAACGCCCUCGACCAGAUACGUCUAAACCCUGCGAAUAGGAGACAGUCCAGCUACUCCCCCAAGUCCGAGACCGAACGCGCCCUGUUGGAGAGCUUGCGAGAGUUGGAAGUGCAGUGCAAGGAGCGCAUCGACCUGCUUGAGGCCCUCCGCCUGUCGCGAGAGGACGACAGAACGCUGGAGGGAAGCUCGUCAAGGCCUGGUCUCAAAGAGGGCCCCGAAGGCCGUUCGUACUCCAACACUCCGGAGAAAGGAUGGAUUGGCGAUGGGACUAUACCUGCUAUAACAUAUCCAGAACUGUCUAAGCCACCCCUGCCGAAACGACCCUCGUUCCCCUCUAGGAGUUCUUCCGAGCUGGCUGUUGUGGGUGGCCACGGCACGACUUCAGACUAUGUGCCGUCCUCCUCGGCUGCGAGAUUACCCUCACUGCCCCCGUACGGAGUGACUGCUGGCAUGUCUGGCGUGAAACAGAAGACAACAAGGUCACCUAGUCCCGACAAACGUACUAUGCGAACAACGCUCCGAUCUGGUAGAUUCGAGAAACCCUCCAAGUCACAGUUACCCCGCUCGACACCCACAACAAGAAUAAGUAAAGGCCCAGGUGCAAGCAAAGCAGCUACGUUGGCUUGGAGUAACCUUGGGUCGAAAGAAAGCGUGGAAAAGGCGCUCGCUGUGGACACAAGUGGUCCGUCAUCAAAGCUCCCGGAGUCACGUCACUCCUACGAACAACUCCGAAAGGGCUCAGCUCUGCAGCAGGGCCGUUGGGAUAGUCACACAAGGAGACUGAUAAUAUCGCCAGAAACUCCUCCAGUGGGAACUCCCGAUGCUUGCUCGGACCCGGAAUCUCCCAUGCGAACCUCAAUGGAUUACAUGGGGAAUGGGCCAUCUCCACUUGCACUAGGUGCUGCUUCGAGUGCCUUGAACUCGCUCUCCAUACAGGGAAAGAGAGAACCUAGCCCGGCAGGAAAACGACCAUCAAUACCAAUGUCUGCAAGGAGAGCCGGCUCAACACAGGACGAGCCAGGCAGUACUAGAGUUCCUGGCUCCGGACCUUCCAACUCUGGGGCCUUCAGGAGGAAACCUAUUGAGCGCUCUCGAACACCCGAGCCAAAUAGUGCCAAGAAACGAGUUGGACGAGACCAUGAGAGGAAGAGCGAAUCCAAGUCAGCUUCAUCCGAUGAAGAGCACCAGAAGAGCUCCUCGCGACGAAGAAAACUCAAAGGGAAGCAGAAAGAGUCUCCAGUGCCUGCUGAUGCCGAAGUACAAUCCUCGGAAGAUUCAAAAGAUGAAGAGAUAAGCAAGUCCAAGAGUGAAUGGGAGAAGAAGAAGAGAACAAUACUCAAUAACCUCCCACCAGGCGUUGACGAUGCAGCAGCGAAGGCCAUAUUCAACGAGAUUGUCGUUCAGGGUGAUGAGGUUCGCUGGAGCGAUGUUGCGGGCUUGGAGAUUGCCAAGAAUGCUCUGAGAGAGGCUGUCGUGUACCCCUUCCUGCGGCCCGACUUGUUCAUGGGCCUUCGUGAACCAGCGAGGGGCAUGCUGCUCUUUGGGCCCCCCGGAACCGGAAAGACAAUGUUGGCUCGGGCGGUGGCAACAGAAUCACGAUCUACCUUCUUCUCCAUUUCAGCCAGCAGCCUGACCAGCAAGUAUCUAGGAGAGUCUGAGAAGCUCGUCCGCGCCUUAUUUGGCUUGGCAAAGGUGAUGGCACCCAGUAUCAUAUUUGUUGACGAAAUAGAUUCGUUGCUGUCUCAGCGAUCUGGGUCGGGAGAGCACGAAGCCACUCGAAGAAUCAAGACAGAAUUCCUGAUCCAAUGGAGCGAUCUACAGAGAGCCGCUGCAGGACGCGAGAGCCCCGGGGGGCCAGGAGACAAAGGUGAUGCGAAUCGGGUUCUCGUCUUGGCGGCCACCAACCUGCCAUGGGCCAUUGACGAAGCAGCCAGGCGUCGUUUCGUACGGCGUCAAUAUAUUCCUCUACCUGAGGCGCCAACCCGAGCUACGCAGUUGAAUACACUUCUGGGCCAGCAGAAACAUAAUCUUACAGACUCGGAUAUUGCGGAACUGGUGGGCUUGACAGAAGGCUUCUCUGGCUCUGAUAUCACUGCGCUGGCCAAGGAUGCCGCCAUGGGACCCCUUCGCUCGCUUGGCGAGGCGCUCCUCCAUAUGACUAUGGACCAGAUCCGACCUAUAGAGCUUUGCGACUUUAAGUCCAGCCUCCAGACCAUCCGCCCCAGUGUCAGCAAGGACGGUUUGAAGGAGUACGAAGACUGGGCAAGGCAAUUUGGUGAGCGCGGAGGGUGA
This is a messenger RNA of Anthostomella pinea, 2415 nucleotides long. The record is from the annotation of a GenBank genome assembly. Lineage: Eukaryota; Fungi; Ascomycota; Sordariomycetes; Xylariales; Xylariaceae.